CGAAUGUAUAUAGAAAUACAGCUCUUAUAAAGAGGAUUCACGACCCUUUGGAUUUGUCUUCAACUCGAUCGUUGUUACGUGGAGAAUCUGCAUGGAGAAUUUCCGGUUUACGUUCACCUGCUUUAAUUUGGUAAAGCAAAGUUGUGAGAGCGAUGGAAGUCAUGGUGGACCCUCAUUCAGUGAAAUCGAGAUUUGAGACUCGCAUCUAUGUGGCAAAUCAAGAAAGAUUUGUGUAUGU
Linum tenue is the source of this 238-nucleotide messenger RNA. The record is from the annotation of a GenBank genome assembly. Lineage: Eukaryota; Viridiplantae; Streptophyta; Magnoliopsida; Malpighiales; Linaceae.